AAAUGUGAAAUUGCGGUAUAUACGAAUAUCGUCCUAUUUACUGUCUAAUAUGUUAUAUUUUUAGUUGACCCUGUUGACUCUCAGCUUUUUUCCAAAAAUUCACAAAAAAACUUACCUGAAUAAUAUUUUGUUACCGGUAGUUUUGUUGCAUAAACAUUAUGGAAGAUCUGAAGCGUGAGUAUAAACUUGAAGGUGAUUUUGAAUUACGUUUUGAAGUAGGAUCAAGAAGCGGAAAAGUUACUUUAGAGUUAAAAUCUGGUUUAGCAGAAGUUUUUGGAACCGAUCUUGUAAAAAACCAAAAGUACGACUUUUUCCCCGGAUCAAAUAUCGCAGUUUUUAGCUGGCAGGGAUGCACCCUCGAACUCGAGGGCACCCCACAUCUAGCAUACAUUGGCAGAGAAACUCCGAUGCCAAUUUAUUUGAAUUGCCAUGCAGUUUUAGAACGCGUACGCGAGUUGUCCGAGAAAGAAGAUUCAAAAGGUCCAGUGGCGAUGGUCGUCGGUCCGUGUGACGUAGGAAAAUCGACAAUCUGUCGACUACUAGCAAAUUAUGCUUUGCGAAUGAGCCGAACACCAUUUUAUGUGAACCUCGACGUGGGUCAAGUCGAGUUCGCAGUUCCUGGAACCUUAGGAGCAUUAUUGCUAAACACACCAACGAGUGUCGAGGAAGGAUUCAGUCAAGAGGAUGGACCUCUCGUUUUUCAUUUUGGUUACGAUUCUCCUGAGCGAAACGAUACUCUAUACAAACACUUGAUCACAAGGGUAGCUGAAGUCUGCAAUGACCGCAUGAAAACCAACCAAAAAGCAAAACACUCUGGGAUUAUUAUCAACACCUGCGGCUGGACACAGAAGGAAGGAUUUAGGGUAUUGGCUCAUGUAGCUCAGGCUUUUGAAAUAAACGCAAUCCUUGUAAUUAAUGAUGAGAAACUUUACAACGAUUUACAUAGGGAAAUGCCUCAUUUCGUUCAGGUAGUUCUUUUGCCGAAAAGCGCAGGUGUUGUCAAGAGAGACCAAACCCGAAGAGCCGAAGUAAGAAAUUCUUCGAUCCACAAAUACUUUUACGGAAUUCCGAGCUCACCAUUGCACCCGUGCAAGAUCAAAGUUAAAUUUGACGAUGUAUCUAUCUAUAAAAUUGGAGCUCCUUCCUUUUCUUCUACUAGCUCGUCACUAAGCACCAGAUCAACAAACAUGACGAAAUUGGUUCCUCUUCGACCUAUACCUGAGAUGAGAAACCACUUGCUUUCUGUAUCCUUUGCUAAUUCUGAUGAAGAUGACAUCGUGCAGUCGAACGUUGCUGGAUUUUUACAUGUGCAAGAUGUCAACAUGCAAGAGAAAAUCUUGACGCUCCUGAGCCCACAACCAGAAUUAAAACCCAAUUCAAUUUUAUUGUUGUCUGAAGUUAAACACUGUGAACUUCAUUAAGUUUAUUUUAUACUCGUUAUUGUACAUAUAGUUUAAUAAUAGCUUUCACUUUUUAAACAGUUAUGUAAUAAAUUAAGUAUUUUCAAUAAAGAAUUAUUCUG
Molecule: messenger RNA, 1522 nt
Organism: Belonocnema kinseyi
Lineage: Eukaryota; Metazoa; Arthropoda; Insecta; Hymenoptera; Cynipidae
Product: protein CLP1 homolog
Exons: 4
Coding region: 159-1421 (420 amino acids)
Biological process (GO): tRNA splicing, via endonucleolytic cleavage and ligation
Cellular component (GO): mRNA cleavage factor complex; nucleus
Molecular function (GO): polynucleotide 5'-hydroxyl-kinase activity
Source: RefSeq, a predicted model, not a curated record